AUGAAUUAUCUAAAUCAAUUUUGUCGCAAUGGCGUCCUUUGGUCUCUACUGACCUGGGCAUCUUUCUCGUCGCCCACAGUCUCGGCUCGUUCCACGUCCGAGUCCGUGACUGUUCAACCAUCAGCACCUCUUCCUCCGAGCCAAGAUCCUUGGUACAGUGCUCCAUUUGGCUUCGAGUUCCACCCACCGGGAGCCAUACUGCGACUGAGAAAAGCCGCCGGAAACCUAUCAGACAUCACAGGUAACUGUUCAGGGGUCUACAAUAUUCUUUAUCGCACCACGGACAGUCGUUAUCAACCUUCUUGGGCGGUGACAACGCUUUUCUCGCCCUCUAAGCAAUUAUCAUCCAACCCAGCUUUGCUUUCUUAUCUAAUUCCUUACAACACAAUUAAUGUCGACGCCAGCCCAAGUUACUCGCUCUACAGUAGUCCACCUUCUGGAGCAGGGCCCUCCGACGGCGCAGCCUUUGAAAUUGUCGAUAAUUCGCUUACUGAUAUCGGGAAUGCUCUGGGACGAGGCUGGUUCGUUACAGUCCCUGAUUUCGAGGGCCCCUUGGCAGCCAAUGUUGCUGGAAUUCAAGAAGGCCACGCAACGAUUGAUUCUAUACGUGCCUCUUUAUCUUCCGGCUUUGGUGUCGACCAUAAGUCUCGGGUGGCUCUUUGGGGGUAUUCGGGAGGGUCCAUAGCAAGUGAGUGGGCAUUGGAAUUACAAGAACAAUAUGCCCCUGAACUUCAAAUACACGGUGCCGCCCUUGGGGGCUUGGUUGCCAACAGCACUCGUUGCAUUGAUGUGGUUGAACGAACGCCUUUUGCUUAUAUUGCUGUUGGGGCCAUGAUCGGUCCUUUGAUACAGUACCCAGAGGCAUACGAUCGUCUGGUCAGUCAAUUGAAAACGUCAGGUCUCCAUAACAAAACCGGAUUUCUAGCUGCCAGAAAGAUGUCAGCUACACAAGGGUUUGCCGCUUUCGCCAACCAGAGUAUUUAUGACUACUUCGUCAACGGAAGUGCAGUGCUCCACGAUCCCCUUAUCAGACAGAUCCUUUUGGAGAAUGAGUUCAUGACCUACCAUGGGGUUCCACGGUCGCCUGUGUUCGUUUACAAGGCGAUAAAAGAUGAGGCGACCCCUAUACAAGAUGCGGAUUAUUACGUCAAUCGUAACUGCAUGCUUGGAGCAAAUAUAUUAUAUGAGCGAAAUACCGUCGGCGGGCACCUAGAUGAGAUGGUUAAUGGGCUUCCACGCGCCGUGGCCUGGCUUGAAAGUGUGCUUGACGGGUCAUAUCCCGAUCGCGACUCCCCUAAUACCCCCGAGCUCGGCCCCAUACGCUCCUUCACCUCGGAAAAUUGGCAGAUAUUCUUUGACCAAGGAAUCUACUUCAUUCGCAACUGGGAUUAUAACUCUACAUACCAGCUAGGUCUCACAAACGAACAGCCCGUCACGCCACAGCUACUGGCUACCGGGCCGGGUUUGGGGAUGCAAUGGAACCUGACGAUGGGAGAGAGCGGAUGGAUAAUGCGCAAUAUGUUGCUUGGCCCAGUCGACAUGCUCGGGUUGGACAUGAGCGCUCUGAGCCACACAGUACCGGUGAUGAACACCGAUUUAACAGGGGCGGAGUGGUCAAUCGACAUCAACACCUCUGCUGGGAAAAUUACCGAUCCGGAUAUGCUAACAGUCUUUUCAUCGCUGCCAGUCGUGGUGGGUUGUGUUGCAGGCGCUGCCAUCGUCCUCGUGAUUAUGUUCUUCAUAAUCCGACGACGACGACAAAAACUUCAACAUCGCGAGCGAAUUCCUGAUGCUUCUAUGGCAAAUCCACGCCAGUUAGAUGGCGACGGCCGGCAGACCAGCGCAGCCCCGGGCGAUCCCAUCUACGCUGAGGCAUCUGCUCACAAGGGCGCGACUGAGCUGUCGGGAAAUACGGUGGCUGAGCUGUCAGGGGAGAACAAAAUUGGAUGA
Penicillium riverlandense is the source of this 1950-nucleotide messenger RNA. RefSeq lists its product as uncharacterized. NCBI's taxonomy places the organism in Eukaryota, Fungi, Ascomycota, Eurotiomycetes, Eurotiales, Aspergillaceae. Gene Ontology annotation, molecular function: triacylglycerol lipase activity. The record is from RefSeq and is a predicted model, not a curated record. The coding region runs from base 1 to 1950 and encodes 649 amino acids. The transcript is spliced from 3 exons. Gene Ontology annotation, biological process: lipid catabolic process.